AGCUUUUCGUACAUUCUCAGCGCAAUUUACUUUUUCGAAACAUUCCCACGAGUCACCGCUUUCAAUGGGGUUUCAAUUGCAUUACCUAAUGAAGUGGCUAUUAUAUCUCUUGUUUCGUGGGUCUUUUAUGAACUCGGCAACCUUAAAAAUAUCACAGCAGCCCGCAUAUUUCGUGUAAUCGAUGAUAUU
This is a messenger RNA of Scutellospora calospora, 189 nucleotides long. The record is from the annotation of a GenBank genome assembly. NCBI's taxonomy places the organism in Eukaryota, Fungi, Glomeromycota, Glomeromycetes, Diversisporales, Gigasporaceae.